GGUUUUCGGGAAGAAACCAGUAUAAAAGAUGGUCCAUUGGUCACCACCGACAGACAGCCUCUUUCCUCAGCUGGAUCACAAUGAAUGCUCUGACAUUAUUUUCUUUUGCGGCGGCUGUUGCUUGCUGUGGUUCAUCUGUGGCAUAUCCGGGUGUGUAUGGUACUUACCCAGACCUGUACCCAGGGAUCGUACCUCAGGCAGCUUCACACUUACCAGUAGCUCAUGGUGCACUGGCGUAUAACCACUUGGGCUAUCCCAGAUACACUGCUGGAUACAACACCAUCCCUUAUGCCCCAAUUCAAACCCAGUAUCAUGCCCAAGACGAACUCGGUCAGUACUCCUUUGGGUAUGCCGGUGGUCCUUCUGCCCGCAAUGAGCAUCGAGAUGCUUUUGGCGUCGUUAGGGGAUCCUACAAUUACAUCGACUCCGAGGGAAAGGUCCAAACCCAGCACUACGUAGCUGAUGCCCUUGGCUUCCGCGUCUCUGGCACCAACCUGCCUGUGGCUCCCGGUGCCCCAGAAGCUGCCCCUUUGGCUUUACCCAGACCGCUGCCAGCACCCGUUACAGAUACUCCAGAAGUAGCUGCUGCUAAAACUGCCCAUCAGGCAGCUUAUGAUGAAGCAGCUGCUGCCGCAGAAGCUGCCCCUGAUCGUAAGAAGCGCUCUGUUUUAGCUGCUCCUUUUCCGACCUCUUACUCUUCACUUCGUCGUUUCUCCUACGGAUUCUCUGCUCCUGUGACAUACGGGCACCCUGCCCUGUAUGGCCUUGGCCAUACCUGGGGCCCAUAUGUCCAUGCUGCUCAUACUUAUGCCCCAUACCCAGCAGUCCCUGCUGUUGUCGAGGAAGCUGAAGACGCAGAGACUCCAAGUGCUACCAAGCUCCUGAAGGUGGUGGACAUCCCCAGGCGGGCUGUUCCAUACAGCUUUUACUGAAAUCUGCCUACUUCAGGGCGCUCUGUCCAAGGUCUGUUAAGAAAUCUGUGGGCCAAGUGACGUAGAGCACCUGCGCCAACAACUGUGUUUGCAACGUCCUACUGCAAAGGAUUUUGUUAACCUUGAUGGUAUUGGUGUUGACGCACUGUAUGUAAUGUAGAGAGCUAUUCAUGCCAAAUGUGAUCCUAAUGCAAAUAUAUA
Molecule: messenger RNA, 1133 nt
Organism: Macrobrachium nipponense
Lineage: Eukaryota; Metazoa; Arthropoda; Malacostraca; Decapoda; Palaemonidae
Exons: 2
Coding region: 81-932 (283 amino acids)
Cellular component (GO): chitin-based extracellular matrix
Molecular function (GO): structural constituent of chitin-based larval cuticle
Source: RefSeq, a predicted model, not a curated record